Messenger RNA from Sarcophilus harrisii (Tasmanian devil), 1479 nucleotides. RefSeq names its product matrix metallopeptidase 15 (gene MMP15). Gene Ontology annotation, cellular component: extracellular matrix. The coding region runs from base 20 to 1462 and encodes 480 amino acids. Gene Ontology annotation, molecular function: zinc ion binding; metalloendopeptidase activity. Gene Ontology annotation, biological process: collagen catabolic process; extracellular matrix organization; proteolysis. The record is from RefSeq and is a predicted model, not a curated record. The transcript is spliced from 8 exons. Lineage: Eukaryota; Metazoa; Chordata; Mammalia; Dasyuromorphia; Dasyuridae.
CCCAGCCAGCACCGCGAGCAUGAGCGGCGGUAGCGGGGCCGGGCGGGGCGAGCCCCGGAGGCCGGGCUGGGCCGGGACCCUCCUGGGCACCGGGGAGCUGCUGCUGCUGCUGUUCGUGUGGCUGGGCCCCCUGAGCUGCCACGGGGUGGCCGGGGACAACGAAGUCAACGCCGAGAACUGGCUGCGCUUCUAUGGCUACCUGCCCCAACCCAGCCGCCAGAUGUCCACCAUGAGGUCCGCCCAGAUCCUAGCGUCGGCCAUCUCCGAGAUGCAACGCUUCUACGGGAUCACCGUCACGGGCGUGCUGGACGAGGAGACCAAAACGUGGAUGAAGCGGCCUCGCUGUGGGGUGCCAGACCAGUUUGGGGUGCGGGUGAAAGCCAACAUGCGGCGGAAACGUUACGCUCUCACCGGGAGGAAAUGGAACAGCCACCACCUGACCUUCAGCAUCCAGAACUACACAGAGAAGCUGGGCUGGUACAACUCCCUGGAGGCCGUCCGGCUGGCCUUCCGAGUGUGGGAGCAGGCCACGCCCCUGGUCUUCCAGGAGAUCCCCUACGAGGACAUCCGGACCCGGCGGCAGAAGGAGGCCGACAUCAUGGUGCUCUUUGCCUCCGGUUUCCAUGGCGACAGCUCCCCCUUCGACGGCGUGGGGGGCUUUCUGGCCCACGCUUACUUCCCCGGGCCCGGCAUGGGCGGAGACACCCAUUUUGAUGCUGAUGAGCCCUGGACCUUCUCCAACACUGACCUACACGGAAACAACCUCUUCCUGGUGGCUGUGCAUGAGCUGGGCCAUGCCCUGGGGCUGGAGCACUCCAACAACCCCAGCGCCAUCAUGGCACCCUUCUACCAGUGGAUGGACACGGACAACUUCCAGCUGCCCGAAGAUGACCUCAGGGGCAUCCAGAAGCUCUAUGGUACUCCAGACGGCCAGCCUCAGCCGACCCGGCCCCUUCCUACCGUCCCACCCCGACGCCCAGGCCGGCCUGACCACCGGCCACCCAGACCGCCGCCGCCGCCUCCGGGGGGGAAGCCAGACCAACCCCCCAAACCAGGGCCUCCUAGCCAGCCACGAGCCACAGAGAGACCGGACCAGUACGGCCCCAACAUCUGUGACGGCAACUUUGACACUGUGGCCAUGCUGAGAGGGGAAAUGUUUGUGUUCAAGGGCCGCUGGUUCUGGAGGGUCCGGCACAACCGGGUGCUGGACAACUACCCCAUGCCCAUCGGGCACUUCUGGCGGGGGCUGCCCAGCGACAUCAGUGCUGCCUACGAGCGUCAGGAUGGGCGUUUUGUGUUCUUCAAAGGGGACCGGUACUGGCUCUUCCGGGAAGCCAACCUGGAGUCCGGCUACCCCCAGCCUCUCACAAGCUACGGGCUGGGCAUCCCCUACGACCGCAUUGACACGGCCAUUUGGUGGGAGCCCACAGGACACACCUUUUUCUUCCAGGAGGACAGGUGAGUGAGCAGUCCCCCAGA